UUGAGAAGCCCCAAAUAGACAGACUGUUCAUUUCCUUUCGCACUUGCCCCGGUCUUACCGCAAACCACGCCUGGCCAAGCCCUGUUCCGCCUAGAGCCUCGGUGACUUUAUCUAGGGGCGGGAGCCAGGAGCACUUCCGCUGGCCCAAGUGAUCUGCACGUGGCAGGGCUGCGCAGUGGAGCGGCCAGAGGGCAGGAUGACGAGCCAGACCCCUCUGCCCCAGUCUCCCCGGCCCGGGCGGCCGACGACGUCUACCGUUGUGGAGCUGAAUGUGGGGGGCGAGUUCUACACCACCACCCUGGGCACCUUGAGAAAGUUCCCGGGCUCAAAAUUGGCAGAGAUGUUCUCUAGCUCAGCCAAGGCCUGCACGGACGCGGAGGGCCGCUUCUUCAUUGACCGUCCCGGCACCUAUUUCAGACCCAUCCUGGACUACCUGCGCAUCGGGCAAGUGCCCACGCAGCACAUCCCUGAAGUGUACCGUGAGGCUCAGUUCUACGAAAUCAGGCCUUUGGUCAAGCUGCUGGAGGACAUGCCGGAGAUUUUUGGUGAGCAGGUAUCUCGGAAACAGUUUUUGUUGCAAGUGCCAGGCUACAGCGAGAGCCUGGAACUCAUGGUGCGCCUGGCGCGUGCAGAGGCCAUAACAGCGCGGAAGUCCAGUGUGCUUGUGUGCCUGAUGGAAACUGAGGAACAGGAUGCAUGUUAUUCAGAGGUCCUGCAUUUUCUGCAGGAUAAGGAGAAGUCCGUUGUCAAGUUUGGGCCCUGGAAGGCGGCCCUAGACAGCAGCGACCUCCUGUACUGCCUGGCGAUGGACAUCAAGGCCCAGGGGUACAACGUGGUCUACGACCUCUUCCUGGUAUACCCUGCCAAAACCACCAGAAUGUAUUUGAACAUUUAUUCAUUCACCUUCACCUGGUGGUGAUCCUCAGGAGCAGAGACUGUCAAGAGUUCUGGCACGGCUUAUGAAAUUAAAAGUUGCCAUCAAAGCCAUUUUCCUUUACUUUCACAAACAUCAGGCAAUUUCCAAGGUUGGUUUACAGUGUUGCCUCUAAAUAUUAAUUUUCCAUUUAAGGACUUUCCACUCCAUUGCAACUGAUGCCACUAUAUUUGCCUAGCAACUUGCAGCUGCUCCCUCUUUAAAGCCUCCUGUACCUCCCAGACCCUUCUCUUGAAGUUCAAUAACAAGGCCAAGUAAGAAUGUGUCAACAAUGCUUUGGCAAGAGAUGACAACAGAAACAUACAAGGGAUGACAACAGAAACAAGCAAGAUACCGUGCAUCUAGAUGUUCUGACCUAAAGAUGUAGUCUGCGUAUCCCCAGCUUGUGGUCCAGUCCAUCUAGCUCUGGCAUGUGCUUUCAUGUAGUAGUUUGUGCAUUCCUGAUCUCCUUUGCCAGAUGCUGUGGGUACUAAAACCUCACAGCUGUCCUCUUCUCUAGAAUGGAGGUUUUCAAAGUGCAGCAUCAGCAUUACCUGUGAACUUGCUGGAAAUACAAAUUCUCAGACCUGUUGAAUCAGAAUCUCUGGGGGUUGGUGUAGUAUUCUGGUUUACCAAACCCUCCAAGUGAUUUUGAUGUACUCUAAUUUUGAGACCAUCUCUAGAAAAGAAUUGCUACCUCUCAUAUGGAGGUACGAAAAGAGUGACCUCUUACAUCAAGGAACUUCCUUUUCCAGAGCUUCUCAUGGAAUCAAGCUGAAGUCAGUCUUCUGAGAGCACAUUCUUACUUAGUUUUUUUUCUCUGCUCUACACUGCUUCCCUCACUCCCCUUCUCCUAAGGGCACUCCAUCAAUAAACCACUUACAUGAGA
Saimiri boliviensis boliviensis (Bolivian squirrel monkey) is the source of this 1802-nucleotide messenger RNA. It is a transcript of the gene KCTD14, whose product is annotated as potassium channel tetramerization domain containing 14. NCBI's taxonomy places the organism in Eukaryota, Metazoa, Chordata, Mammalia, Primates, Cebidae. The record is from RefSeq and is a predicted model, not a curated record. Gene Ontology annotation, biological process: protein homooligomerization. Gene Ontology annotation, molecular function: protein binding.